AUGGACCUUUCGAAUCAAGAUCUGCUAGGUGGAGGGCAAAUGGCUGAAGGCAUAGCGUAUAUCACAAAGGCUGUUCAGUCAGGCGGAAAUGUUCUGGUCCACUGUGAGGUUGGCGUAUCAAGAAGCGCAACCAUAGUUGCUGCUUAUGUUAUGCAGAAAUUGAAAUACUCAGCUGAAAAGGCCGUCGAAUUCAUUAAGAUUGCAAGACCGUUGGUGUGCCCCAACCAAGGUUUCUUCACUCAAUUACAAAUCUUUGAAUCUCUUCAUUACCAAAUCGACGAAGCCUCUUUAGCUGGAAGUCGUAUGUAUAAGAAUUGGUGUAUUUCGUCUGGUAACGCUCCGAAUAACGGUUCCGAGCCACAAGCAAACACAUUUAUCAAAGAUCUUAAGGCAGACGAUUGUUCAAAGGAACGGGGAAACAAGUACAGAUGCGGGAAGUGCCGUCAUAUUCUAUUCUUUGGCGAGCAUCUGACGAAACAUAAACGUAUUGAUGGCGAGGUGUGCGAGUUUGGCUAUCUUAUCGAACCAAUGAAAUGGAUGAAUGUGUCGGAAUACGAGGGAAAGAUCUGUUGUCCAAAGUGCGAUGCAAAGCUUGGCAACUAUUCAUGGGGUGGUCGACAAUGUCAGGGCGAUCCUGGAGCGAGGUGUAUGCAACAUGGUAAGCACAAAAUUGCACUACAAGAAUUCCCAAUGAUGACUUAUUGA
Messenger RNA from Haemonchus placei, 705 nucleotides. The record is from the annotation of a GenBank genome assembly. NCBI's taxonomy places the organism in Eukaryota, Metazoa, Nematoda, Chromadorea, Rhabditida, Trichostrongylidae.